AGUAUCUUUUGAGGAAACGCUCCCUGCCUGGUUUCCACCUGCAGACGUGAAGCCAAACAGCACAGAGAGCCUCAAACACUGUGACUGCAUGAAAAAGCUGAAGAAGUAGAAAUAUAUAUUUACUGUGAGGAUUGUACCGGUGAGCAGCGAUGGUUUGCGGCGGAUUCAUUUGCACCAAGAACGCCCUCUGCGCUCUCAAUAUACUUUAUGUUCUGGUGAGUCUGCUGCUGAUCGGAGUUGCAGCCUGGGGGAAAUGGUUCGGCCUGGUCUCCAGCAUCAGGGUGGUGGCGGUGGUCAUCGCCGUGGGCAUCUUCCUUUUCCUAGUUGCCUUUGUGGGGCUUUGUGGUGCCCUGAAGCACCACCAGGUCCUGCUCUUCUUUUACAUGAUGAUCCUGUUCAUAGUGUUUGUUGUGCAGUUCUCUGUGUCCUGUGCUUGCCUGGCCCUGAACAAAGACCAACAGGAUCAUCUCCUGGAGGUUGGGUGGAACAAAUCUGAGGCCACUCACAUGGAUGUAGAGAAGACCCUCAACUGUUGCGGCUUCUAUUAUGUCAACCACAAUGGCUCAUGUGCUGCUAGAUGCUUUAGCCAAAGCAAUCCACCAUCUUGUGACACGUGCUCAAACAUCAUCCAGCAGUAUGCGGGAGAGGUGCUACAGUUUGUCGGCGGUAUCGGACUCUUCUUCAGUUUUACGGAGAUCCUCGGAGUUUGGCUCACUCACAGAUACAGAAAUAUCAAAGAUCCCCGAUCAAAUCCUGGAGCCUUUCUAUAACCACGUAACAUUAUAAUAAUUAUAACAUUUUAAUAAACCAAACUUUGCACAGCUGAAUAAUUAGUUUUUUCCUUAACUUUGUGAAUCACACUUAUCUGUACAUUUGUAAGAUUUAAUACUUGUUGCUCAGUUACUUUCAAGAAAACCAUGCUUUUUUUGCUGUUGUACCAAUGCUUUUGACUAGACUGUGAAGAUUAAUUGAACAUUGUGGGAAACAUGCUUAUUUGCUUUCUUGCCGAGAGUUAGCUGAGAAGAUUCAUAUUCUCACGCUAGUGUUUGUGUGGUAAAUAUGAAGCUACAGGUAGCAGCAGGUUAGCUUAGCUUAGCAUAAAGACUGGAAACUGGUGGAAACAGCUAACCUGGCUCUUUCUGAAGGCAACAAAAUCUGUCUACCAGCUGACAAGUCUAUUGUUUUCACACUUUUUGUACAGAUUGAACAAACGACAUAUAAUGUGUUAGCGAGCUUUUAGUGCUGAUAUGCCAAUUUUAUUACAUACUGACAGGUACAGGCUAGCAGUUUUCCUGUUUCCAGUGUUUUUCUAAGCUAAGCUAAAUGGCUGCUGACUGUUCCUUAAUAUUUGUCAUACAGAUAUGAGAGAAGUAUCACUUGGCCUUUUUCACAGCGGACGUUUUGACUUGUCAUUGUGGGACAAACAUUACAAAAGUACAACAUUACGCAGCAAAAUUAAAUUAGGCUAUCUUUAAGGCAUCUGUGUGUCACGUCAAAAAGGCCUCUCGUCUAACUCUCAGCGAGACCAAGAAAAUAAAGGUAUUUCCCCAAAUGUUGAACUGUUCCUUUAAGUGAAACUUGAUACGUGUCACCUCUUUAAUUCUAAUCUUCCUCAAAGUGAUGGACGUUAACAGCAGCUGUGUAUGCUCACCAUACACACGCCUUAUGCAAAUAAAGUGCAGGCUGCAGCACCAUGCUGGCUCAAUGAUUGUUCUCACCACUCCCAGGCUAACUAUUCAUGAGUGACCAUACACAUUACUGUGUUUUGCAGACAGUGGAUUUGGGUGUUUGAUGUCCAAACAGCAGGAAAAGAUUAAGAUUAAAUUAAAGUCAAACAUGUUGCAGUUGGUUGAAUGUAAUGCUAUUAUUAAACCAGGUUUGUUUUUGUUUUAUAUCUGUAAUUAUUGCUCUUUGUUUUCUGUUUAAAACCUUCAUGGGAAUGUAAUGAGUUGAUACUAAAUCAUGUUUCAUCAGUCUUUUUCCCUAAUUGUCCAAAAUAAACAUGCAGAGUUGCAGAACGUAA
Messenger RNA from Thunnus maccoyii (southern bluefin tuna), 2023 nucleotides. It is a transcript of the gene tspan13a, whose product is annotated as tetraspanin 13a. The record is from RefSeq and is a predicted model, not a curated record. NCBI's taxonomy places the organism in Eukaryota, Metazoa, Chordata, Actinopteri, Scombriformes, Scombridae. Gene Ontology annotation, cellular component: membrane. The transcript has 6 exons. Bases 150 to 770 code for a protein of 206 amino acids.